AUGGCAUACAAUGAACAUUUAAUAAGAAGUUCCAGUACCCAUUCACGGUACCCAUUCCCGGUACCCAUUCCCGGUACCCAUCCUCAGUACCCUUCCCCGGUACCCGUCCUCAGUACCCGUACCCAGUACCAUUUCCCUGUACCCGUCCUCAGUACCCGUAGCCAGUACCCUUCCCCGGUACCCGUCCUCAGUACCCGUACCCAGUACCCUUUCCCGGUACCGAUCCCUAGUACCUGUACCCAAUACCCAUCCUCAGUACCCGUCCUCAAUACCCGUACCCGGUAUUCAUCCUCAGUAUCUGUACCCAGUACCCAUCCUCAGUACCCGUACCUAGUACCCAUUCUCAGGACCCGUACCCAGUACCCAUCCUCAGUACCCGUACCCAGUACUCGUCUACAGUGCCCAUCCUCAAUACCCGUACCCAAUACCCAUCCUAAGUACCCGUACCCAGUUCUCGUCUACAGUACCCGUCCCCGGUAUCCAUCCUCAGUACUCGUACCCAGGACCCAUCCUAAGUACCCGUACCCAGUACUCGUCUGCAGUACCCGUCCCCGGUAUCCAUCCUCAGUACUCGUACCCAUUACCCAUCCUCAGUACCCGUACCAAGUACCCAUCAUAAGUACCAUUCCCCAGUACUCGUACCCGGUACCCUUCCCCAGUUCCCAUCCUCAGUACCCGUACCCAGUACCCGUCUCCGGUACCCAUUUCCAGUGCCAUCCCAAUACCCAUCCCCGGUACAUAUCCUAA
Molecule: messenger RNA, 747 nt
Organism: Ylistrum balloti
Lineage: Eukaryota; Metazoa; Mollusca; Bivalvia; Pectinida; Pectinidae
Product: mucin-2-like
Exons: 1
Coding region: 1-747 (248 amino acids)
Source: RefSeq, a predicted model, not a curated record